This is a messenger RNA of Lycium barbarum (goji berry), 1514 nucleotides long. RefSeq names its product desiccation-related protein PCC13-62-like. The record is from RefSeq and is a predicted model, not a curated record. Lineage: Eukaryota; Viridiplantae; Streptophyta; Magnoliopsida; Solanales; Solanaceae. The transcript has 3 exons. The coding region runs from base 250 to 1107 and encodes 285 amino acids.
ACCAUGUCUGAAGAAUAAAAAUUACUAACACAUAAAAUUUAAAAUUUAGCUAUAUAUUCCUGCACUUCUCUUUUGACUUUAUUAGCAUUUUUUUGUUUUUUGCAUUUUCUUAACCUUCCACCACCGCGCUUUUUUGUUACUUUGCAGUCACCAUGAAACUAGCUAACUUUUCUAUACUAUUUUUUUCUUCCUCUACCACUACUGUUACCAAGUUUAAGUUAUGCCACAGAGGCAGCUGAUGAAUUCUUUAUGAAUCAAGAUAAUGUUGAUUGUCAUGUACCAAAAUCAGACGUGGAUUUACUAGAGUUUCCAUUGAAUUUAGAAUACUUAGAAGCUGAAUUUUUCUUGUGGGCAGCUUUUGGCUGUGGGUUGGAUAGCUUUGCACCAAAUCUUGCUGCGGGCGGGCCACCACCGAUCGGUGCCAGAGUAGCCAAACUUAGCCCUCUCAUAAGAGAUGUUAUUGUGCAAUUUGGUUUCCAAGAAGUUGGUCAUUUGAGGGCGAUUAAGAAGACAAUAGCUGGAUUUCCAAGACCGUUGUUAAAUCUUAGCGCAGAAUCAUUUGGCACAGUGAUGAAUGAUGCAUUUGGACAUCCUCUAGAACCACCUUUCAAUCCCUAUGCUAAUGACAUUAACUUUCUUCUUGCAUCUUAUGUUGUUCCUUAUGUUGGGCUCACCGGAUAUGUUGGAGCAAAUCCUAAACUCUUGAGUCCUACUGCUAAAAAGUUAGUAGCGGGGUUAUUGGGAGUGGAAUCAGGUCAAGAUGCAGUUCUAAGGACGUUGCUUUACGAGAGAGCAACAGAGAAAGUGGAGCCUUACGGGAUAACAGUGGCUGAGUUCACGAGCCGGCUAUCAAAGCUAAGGAACAAGCUAGGACACCGAGGAUUGAAGGAUGAGGGCCUCAUUGUGAAACCAAAGGACGGGGCGGAAGCAAAGUUAAAAGGGAAUUUGUUGGCUGGAGACAGACACUCUCUUGCCUAUGACCGUACUCCUGAGGAAAUACUCCGGAUAGUGUAUGGAACGGGCAAGGAGAAUGAACCUGGCGGAUUUUAUCCCAAGGGAGGGGAUGGUCGGAUUGCCAAAUCUCAUCUUCGAAAGACUAAGAAAUGACAAGACUAAAAGCUAUGUUUCUCCAGUUAUGCCUGCGAGCAAAACGAUGCUUAAUUAAUACUACUGGAGAGAAGAUAGUCACAGGCGGUAGGAAAAAAUGAAGGAAAAAAGAAAAGAGAGGAAGAAGGAAUAACAUGAGCUUUUAAGAUAUAAUUAAGAAGAAGCACGUUGUUUUGUGCUUUAUGUUACUUUCUAGGUUUUAUUUUGAUGCAUUGUUCUUCAUAUCCAUUUAUUUGGUACAUUUAUUUUCUUUUCAGGGUUCUCUCUCUCUCUCUCUCUCUCUCUCUCUCCUCUUCAGUUAUUUGACGUACGAUUUUCUGUUUCUCUGUCUUGGGUAGCCUUUCAUAUUAGUAGGUGUAGUUUUAUUUUGUAGUUUCUUGUCUUUCGAUUCCUACUACUAUAUGAUG